Messenger RNA from Drosophila hydei, 552 nucleotides. RefSeq lists its product as uncharacterized. The transcript is spliced from 2 exons. The coding region runs from base 65 to 478 and encodes 137 amino acids. NCBI's taxonomy places the organism in Eukaryota, Metazoa, Arthropoda, Insecta, Diptera, Drosophilidae. The record is from RefSeq and is a predicted model, not a curated record.
CUGGACACAUUGCAGUCGUAUCAGGGUGAAUUGUUAUAUAAAAAUAUUUAAAACCUAUAAAAACAUGAAAGUUUUGGUAAUUUUUCUGGUCGCAUGCUUAGCAUGUGCAUUAGCCAAAAAUGAUUCGUUAAAUGAGAUUUCAACGCCUUUGGAUCAGCAGUGCGGUUCUUAUUGUUACACUCUUCUAAGGACCUUAGUCCAGAGUGGAGACAAAGCUAAGAAGAAGGAAGAAGAAAACGCGAUUACAAUCCGCACCAAAGACACUCAGAUCAAGGAACUCGAAGCGAAGGUAGCCGACCUUCAAGCUAAUCUGGAACUUUUGAAAGAGAAGGAAAGCGAAUAUGAGGCGAAGCUUAAGUCGAAUGAUGAUUUAGUAAUAGACAUAGGUCUGAAAAUUGAUAGUCUCAAAAACAAAGUGGCGCAGAUUGCAGAAAUAAACUCAAAUACAACAGUGACUACAGUUAAACCUGAAUUUUAAAAGAAUCUUAUAAUUAUAAUCUUAAAUAUUUAAUAAAUGCGCCACUAGAAAAAAUAUAUAUAGAAAAUAUACGC